Molecule: messenger RNA, 636 nt
Organism: Bufo bufo (common toad)
Lineage: Eukaryota; Metazoa; Chordata; Amphibia; Anura; Bufonidae
Gene: IFITM10
Product: interferon induced transmembrane protein 10
Exons: 3
Coding region: 223-636 (137 amino acids)
Cellular component (GO): plasma membrane
Source: RefSeq, a predicted model, not a curated record
UGCGACUCUUGCACAGGCAGCAGUAAUGUAUACCUGCUGUCUCCUGGUCCACGCAUGGCAUCGCUGAGAGGUGGCAGAAGCUAUUAGGUUGCACAAAUGUUCGAACCAGCAGACCGUCUGCAAUGGUUCCCCAUGCCACCUUUGCUCCUUGUGGGCAGGCUUGGACUCUGGGCUUUCUCAGUCGAAACAGAACUCACGUUGCUUGCCUUCCUUCUAUGAGACAUGGAAAACAAAGCUUAUAAAGUUGAAGGCACGUGGCACCUACCCCAAUGCAAACACACUCUGGAGCGUGAGAAGAAGAAGAAGACCAAGCCUCCCCCAGGAACAGUGUCUGUGGCCACCGGUAAAAGUGGGCCCGCAGUUACAGUCAUCGAGAUUUCCCCUGAGACAACCGAGGUCAAUGAUUACUACUUGUGGUCCAUCUUCAACUUUGUCUACCUGAACUUUUGCUGCCUGGGCUUCAUCGCACUGGCCUACUCUCUGAAGGUCCGAGACAAAAAACUCUUGAACGACCUCACGGGAGCUGUGGAAGAUGCAAAGACGGCACGACUGUUUAACAUAACGAGCUCAGCGCUUGCGACCCUCACCAUCAUCAUCGUGCUGUUGUACCUGCGCUCCCCACCUGCUCACUAUUAG